Molecule: messenger RNA, 1375 nt
Organism: Megalops cyprinoides (Indo-Pacific tarpon)
Lineage: Eukaryota; Metazoa; Chordata; Actinopteri; Elopiformes; Megalopidae
Gene: thg1l
Product: tRNA-histidine guanylyltransferase 1-like
Exons: 7
Coding region: 208-1125 (305 amino acids)
Biological process (GO): tRNA modification
Molecular function (GO): magnesium ion binding; tRNA guanylyltransferase activity
Source: RefSeq, a predicted model, not a curated record
UUGAUGAAUGAAGCCAGGCGAUUUAGUCAUUCUGGUGACAUGGUGAAAGCAUACUGCUCUCACAGCAUAGACAUUACAUCUUGUAGGCGCUGUUACGAAUGACAAAUGUUAGCUUUCAUAUGUGGCUCAUUCUGGUUCCCAAACGGAACCAUAGCGAACUAGCUUGUAAACCUGAAACACAGCGAACAGUUCCCACGUGGGAAGCCCAUGUUGAGAAGUUUGUCACGUCCAUUUCUCAACUGUAAGUCCUGUCCACAAUUUGGUGCGCGGAUAGCAAGGAGCAGUUACGAAAUAUUUGUUAGUUUCUGCACCAGCCCAGUCAUGGCGAAGAGCAAGUUCGAGUACGUCCGCAACUUCGAGACCGACGACACAUGUCUCCGGAACUGCUAUAUCGUCGUGCGCUUAGAUGGACGCAACUUCCACAAGUUUGCUGACCAGCACAACUUUGCAAAGCCUAAUGAUGACCGGGCCCUGGACUUAAUGACACAGAGCGCUCGCUCGGUGAUGGAGGAGCUGGAGGACAUCGUUAUUGCAUACGGACAGAGUGAUGAGUACAGCUUCGUUUUCAAGAGGUCCUCCAACUGGUUUAAGAGGCGAGCCAGUAAGCUGAUGACACAUGUGGCCUCCCAGUUCUCCUCCAGUUACGUUUUCUAUUGGCGGGAUUAUUUUGGGGAGCAGCCACUGCUCUACCCUCCAGGGUUUGACGGCAGAGUGGUCUUGUAUCCCAGCAACCGCAACCUGAGGGACUACCUGAGCUGGAGACAAGCGGACUGUCAUAUUAAUAACUUGUACAACACGGUGUUCUGGAGUUUGGUGCUAAAGGGCGGUCUCUCCACUACCCAGGCAGAAGACAGAUUAAAGGGCACUAUAGCAGGUGAUAAAAAUGAGAUCUUGUUUUCGGAGUUCAACAUAAACUACAAUAAUGAGCCCCCCCGCCACAGAAAAGGUACAGCACUCAUUUGGGAAAAGGUAGAAGAAACCACCACCAAACAGAUCAAACUGCCAGCUGAAGAGAAAGAGGUGACGGUGACAAGGAGUCGAAAGAGAGUGACCGCACAUCACUGUGACAUUAUCGGGGACCAGUUCUGGAAGGAACACCCAGAGAUACUAGAGGAUGACAGCUAGGCAAUCACAGCUGACAAAGCACCCGCAGCAGCACAAACACAGUGUUGAGCUGGCUAAUAGCAGCCCUGAUCUGCACAGGGCCCAGAGUGGGUGGAGAUGUUUUGCAGUGAUUCCCAAAGGACAAAUAGCUCUCAUCAAGGAUUUUGGACUGGUUGCAGUUUUACACCUUGCAGAGUCAGCUGUAGGAGGGGUUGCGCAAAGAAACUUUUCAUGUUUUCAUAUGAUUAUGGAAACUCUAUUCCCUUGUUAC